UAUCUGUGAAUGCUCAUGCCAAUCUAUAGAUGAUAAGAUUUUCACUCAGUCGGUACUCUCUCGUUGCUUAGUAGACCAGCAAAAUGUCGGCUGCAGGAGUUGAUGUCAGACCUUUGCGGGUAUCUCCCGUUAUUAAAUUCUUUCGAUGGACUCUUCUAUUGACUGGAAUCGCAUAUGGUGCCUAUUUCCAAAGAAAGUUCAGUAAAAUAGAAAACUUACGUCGCGAACAAGAAUUGAGGGAGAAACCUAUGCGGGAUGCAAAACGUGCAGAAGAAAGGAAACGUCAAUUGGAAGCUGAAGCCAAAUUUUUGGAUGACCUUGCCAAGGGACAUGUUGCAUAAAUAUUAUCAUUAUUUAAUCAUUAGUAUGAAUGGUCAUUAUCACUAAGCUUAUCAGGCAAGGAUCUAUUAUGUACAUUUGUGUUCAGAAUCUACAGUAGACAUAACAUAAACUUCUUAUCACAUUACUUAUGAAAUAAAAUAAUAUUCAUUAUGUUA
This is a messenger RNA of Nomia melanderi (Alkali bee), 497 nucleotides long. It is a transcript of the gene ATPsynE, whose product is annotated as ATP synthase, subunit E. Gene Ontology annotation, biological process: proton motive force-driven ATP synthesis. Gene Ontology annotation, cellular component: proton-transporting ATP synthase complex. Lineage: Eukaryota; Metazoa; Arthropoda; Insecta; Hymenoptera; Halictidae. The record is from RefSeq and is a predicted model, not a curated record. Gene Ontology annotation, molecular function: proton transmembrane transporter activity.